AUGGGUGCGUGCAACUGCUCCGGCGAGUCGGCGAAGUGCAACUUCGGUGACAAGCAACCUGUCGUGAAUCUAACCCCUGGGGCAGAGGAGGCAGCUGGUGUGCAGCGACCGGGGCAGGGUGCAGCAGCCAGUUCAUCGCUGCCAAAGGCAGCGGCUGCAAAGCUUGAAGUCCCAACCAUACGUCGUCCAGAUGAAAAAACAGCUGGUCUUCCGCAGGACACCGAUGGGUCCGUAUUGGAGGAUGUCCGCAUCACCCUGGACGAUGGCUCUGUCUACAACGGACAGUGUCGAGACGGCGUUUUCAAUGGAGAGGGAACGCUGACCCUGCCCGACGGAGCUGUCUAUGAGGGCCAGUUCAAAAAUGGCAAGAAACAUGGUGUGGCAAAGUACACUUAUGCAAACGGAGCCAUCUAUGAAGGUGAGUACAAAGAGGAUGCCAAGGAUGGAAAGGGUAGACUGAUUUGUGAUGGCAUCGGAACCUUGGCCGAGGCCUCCACAUACGAAGGCGACUGGUUGAACGACCUGCAGGAUGGCCAAGGGAUUGAAAGAUGGGGUGACGGCUCUGUGUUCACCGGCUCCUUCAAAGAUGGCAGGAAGCAUGGUCAUGGCAAGUUCAUGUGGGGGGAAGGCUGCAUGUACGAGGGGAGCUUCCUGAAUAACGACAUGCACGGCGAAGGCCGCUAUGUUUGGGCAGAUGGUCGCCAGUACAAUGGCGACUGGGUAGAAAACCAAAUGCAUGGAGCCGGCACAAUGCGGUGGCCAGAUGGUCGCAUCUUUGAGGGCGAUUUCAGCCACGGCAAAAAGGAGGGUGAGGGCACCUUGACCUGGCCUGAUGGUCGCACCUACGAGGGCCAGUGGGCUAGCACCUCAGAAAGCAGCGCAUCUGUACAGCCCGAUGACCUAGUGCCCACACCGUGCCUGAUUCGAGACACAAGUGACUUGGGUUUCAUGUUUUCAAGCUAUGAUUUUUAG
Messenger RNA from Symbiodinium pilosum, 972 nucleotides. Lineage: Eukaryota; Dinophyceae; Suessiales; Symbiodiniaceae. The record is from the annotation of a GenBank genome assembly.